GCGGCGGCCCCCGGCGGUCCCCGGCCAUGGGGGGAUGAGCGAUGGAGGGGCCGAGCCCGGCGGGAGCCCCGUGCUGCUGGCCGAGCCCGCGGCCACCGGGCGGGCCCGGGAGAAGCUGCCGACCCGGGCGGAGCUGGAGAGCGCCCUGCGCGCCGGCGGCGGCGGCGGCGGCGGCAGCGGCGGAACCGCCGGCGGCUUCAAGGACAUCCCGGGAACGUCGGCGGUCAGCCCCGGCUCCUCCAAGCAGUGCGCCCCGGACACCGAGAGCCCGUCGGGGACCGGCGAGGCGGAUUACUGCCGCCGCAUCCUGGUGCGAGAUGCCAAAGGGACGAUCCGUGAGAUCGUGCUGCCCAAGGGGCUGGACUUGGACCGGCCCAAGCGGACGCGGACGUCCUUCACGGCGGAGCAGCUCUACCGCCUGGAGCUGGAAUUCCAGCGCUGCCAGUACGUGGUGGGCCGGGAAAGGACGGAGUUAGCGCGGCAGCUCAACCUCUCCGAGACGCAGGUCAAGGUGUGGUUCCAGAACCGCCGCACGAAGCAGAAGAAGGACCAGAGCAGGGACUCUGAGAAACGCUCCUCCAGCACCUCCGAGUCCUUCGCCACCUGCAACAUCCUGCGGCUGCUGGAGCAGGGCCGCCUCCUGUCCGUGCCGGCCCCCCCGAGCCUCCUGUCCCCCCCUUCCAACCCUGUCGCUGUCGCCAGCCCCGCGGCCAGCCUGGCGCCGCCUGUCCCCGCGUCCCCGCCGGGGCUGGGCACCAGCAGCCCCCCGGCCCCGCCGCCUUUCGGCCUGCACGUCCCGUCCCUCGCCGCUUCCUCCUCCUCCUCCUCCUCAUCCUCUUCCUCAUCCUCGUUGUCGUCGUCGCCGCGGCUGCCGGGGAGGCCGCUGUGUUUCGGGGGGCCGCUGCUGGGCGCCCUGCACGAUCUGCCCGCUUCGUACCCGCCCGGAACCUCCGCGUUCGAGCCUUACACGCGGCUGGAGAGGAAGGACAGUUCUAUACCCAGCAAGAAGCCGAGCCCUUAAAAGGAAAAACUAAAACAAAAAAACCCAAAAAACCCCAAAAAAACCUAAAAAAAACAGUGUCAAAAAGUGUCACCUCCCCCCCGCCACACCAAGCCCAGAUUGUCCCCUCCCCAAGUGGGAAUUCCCGCUGGGAAUGGGCGCCCCCGGGAAUGGCAGCUCCCUCCUGGCGGGUGGAGGCGCGGAUGUCGCCAGGAUAUGGCUGGUGACACUCCGAGGUGUCGCUGUCACCAAAGCCCCGCUCCAGGUAUGGGCGAGAGGGGACAGGAGCAGCGGGAGGUGGCGCUGGGACACCCUGGGGUGUCUUUUCCCGGGGGGACAAAAGGGACAGCGCGAGGUGACACCGGGCUCUGUCCCCGCGGUGUCCUCGGAGAAGCGCCGUGCCUCAGUUUCCCCGCGGUGACCGCAGGGUCCCGGCGCUGCUCCCGGGGAGGGGAUCUGUCCUCCGGUGUCCUGAGUGAUGUCCCAAAUUGUCGCCGUGCUGGGACACCCGCGGAGCCCCAACACUGCCCUGUCCCUUUUUGGGGCUGUCCCUACAGGGGGGCUGUGGGUCCCUGUCCCGUCCCGCUGGGUGACAGCUGGGGACAGUGGUGACAGUGCCACCUGCCGCUCUGGGGCACCCCCAGACCCAUCCUGGGGUGGCACCGCAGUGACCCCGCGCUGACACUGUCACCCGCCACACCCCCCUUGUCACCUGUCACAGCCAGGGUCCCUUCCCAGGUCCCUGCGGGGCCCACUCGGGCUGAGGGUGGGGUUGGGGACCAGGGGGACUUGGCGUGAGGUGGCCCUUGGGGACAGGGACGGCUGCUGGGGGAGUGUGAGUGUCACCUUGGUGAGACACCCUGGGGUGGCAUCACGUUGUGCAGGUGUCCUGGGGUGUCACCACCGUGCCAGGACACCCUGGGGUGGCAUCACUUUGUCAUCCUGUGAUGGCAUUGCCUUGCCAGGACACCCUGGGGUGGCAUCACCCGGUACCCCGUGGUGUCACCUCCAUACCGGGACACCCUGGGGUGGCAUCACCCGGUACCCCACGGUGUCACCUCCAUACCGGGACACCCUGGGAUGGCAUCACCAGGUACCCCGUGGUGUCACCUCCAUACCGGGACACCCUGGGGUGGCAUCACCAGGUACCCCUCGGUGUCACCUCCAUACCAGGACACCCUGGGGUGGCAUCACCAGGUACCCCGUGGUGUCACCUCCAUACCGGGACACCCUGGGGUGGCAUCACCAGGUUCCCCACGGUGUCACCACUGUACCACGACACCCUGGGGUGGCAUCACCAGGUUCCCCGUGGUGUCACCACGAUACCAGGACACCCUGGGGUGGCAUCACCAGGUCCCCCACGGUGUCACCACCGUGCCAGGACACCCCGCGGUGUCACCACCCCUCAGUGCCACCCCCCGACCCCGCAGGGACACGGCUGUGACAGGACCAGGGGGACACCCCGAGCCCCCUCCCCACACCCAGGCCCUGCCCUGGGGGCUCCCCCCACACCCCCAAACCCGCUGCUGUUGAUUAAUUCAUCAAUCAAUUAAUUAAUAAUGAUCAUUAACACUGAGCAUCGUCGUCCCCCCCCCACCCCCGGGCUGCUGCUCCCCCGGGGCCCCGAAUUCCCAGGAUUUUGCAGGGAAAUAUUUAAAAUAA
Zonotrichia leucophrys gambelii is the source of this 2662-nucleotide messenger RNA. It is a transcript of the gene VAX2, whose product is annotated as ventral anterior homeobox 2. The transcript is spliced from 4 exons. The record is from RefSeq and is a predicted model, not a curated record. NCBI's taxonomy places the organism in Eukaryota, Metazoa, Chordata, Aves, Passeriformes, Passerellidae. Bases 35 to 1021 code for a protein of 328 amino acids. Gene Ontology annotation, biological process: central nervous system development; brain development; regulation of transcription by RNA polymerase II. Gene Ontology annotation, cellular component: nucleus. Gene Ontology annotation, molecular function: DNA-binding transcription factor activity, RNA polymerase II-specific; RNA polymerase II cis-regulatory region sequence-specific DNA binding.